AUGGGGUGUGGGGAGGGGGGGAUGGAGGGGGGGUGUGUAGUUGGGGUUGUGAGGUAUGGGAAAUGGGAUAGUGGGUAUAUGGGGGUAGUGAGGAGGGAAGGGUUGGGGUGGUGGUUUUGGGGGGUUGAGGUGGGGAUGUUGUUAGGGGGUGGAAUGGGGUGGAAGUUGUAUUUGUUGGUUGGUUAUGUGGUGGGUGUGGUUUAUGGUGUGUUGUUGUUGAUAGUGGGGGGGUGGGUAUUGGGUGGUGUAUAUGGGUGGUGUGGUGUGGGGAUUGUGUUGUGGGUUUGUGGGUAUUUGGGGGGUUGUGGUUGGUAUGUGGGGGGUGUUUGGUUGGAAUUGGUUUAUUUGGGUGUGUUAGUGGUUUUGGUUUUGAUGGGGGGGGGAUUGGUUGGUGUUGAGAGUGUGGGAGGGGGGGGGUGUUUGGUGUAG
Messenger RNA from Knipowitschia caucasica, 429 nucleotides. The record is from the annotation of a GenBank genome assembly. Lineage: Eukaryota; Metazoa; Chordata; Actinopteri; Gobiiformes; Gobiidae.